This is a messenger RNA of Xenopus laevis (African clawed frog), 1727 nucleotides long. RefSeq names its product tumor necrosis factor receptor superfamily member 19 L homeolog (gene tnfrsf19.L). Gene Ontology annotation, molecular function: signaling receptor activity. The transcript has 10 exons. Gene Ontology annotation, biological process: positive regulation of canonical NF-kappaB signal transduction; positive regulation of JNK cascade. Lineage: Eukaryota; Metazoa; Chordata; Amphibia; Anura; Pipidae. Bases 279 to 1460 code for a protein of 393 amino acids. Gene Ontology annotation, cellular component: membrane; plasma membrane. The record is from RefSeq and is a predicted model, not a curated record.
GCGCGAUGUCAUCGAUACUGUGUUGUAUCACUCGCAACCUGUCUUGUACUAACGAUAGACCUCGAUCAUUUAGAAUCUUGCUGAAUCCCUAAGCCUAUCUAGCUGGCAAUUAAUACAAAUACAGGUGUGGCAUCUGUUAUCUGGAAUGCUUGUGUUCUGGGGGGUUUGCGUAUAAGGGAUCUUUCUAUAAUGUAGAACACAGUUCAUUAAGGCUACUGAACCCAGUUGGAUUAUUCUGCCACCAGUAAGCAGGUAUUCAUUAUAAAUAAGUGAGAAGAAUGGCAUUUUCUUUACCUCUGGAAACAUACAGAAUGGUGUUGGUUCUGCUGCUGUGCUUGGUUGGCAGAACACUUUCUGAAGUUGGAGACUGCAGAGAACAGGAGUAUAUUGAUAACACUGGAAAUUGUAGGCCAUGCAGACAAUGUGGACCUGGAAAGGAGCCAUCAAAGGAAUGUGGUUUUGGAUAUGGAGAAGAUGCACAGUGCUUACCCUGCAGGCCAAACCGAUUCAAGGAAGACUGGGGCUUUCAGAAAUGCAAACCUUGCCUUGACUGCGCUUCAGUUAACCGCCUGCAGAAAGCAAACUGUUCAUCAACAAGCAAUGCAUUGUGUGGAGAUUGUUUGCCUGGAUUUUAUAGAAAAACUAAACUUGGUGGUUUUCAAGACAUGGAGUGUGUCCCGUGCGGAAAUCCUCCGCCCCCUUAUGAACCGCACUGUAAUGCCAAAGUUAACCUUGUGAAGAUCCCUUCCACUGCCUCCAGUCCCCGGGACACGGCCCUGGCUGCUGUUAUAUGUAGCGCAUUGUCCACUGUUCUCUUGGCUCUGCUCAUUCUUUCUAUUAUCUACUGCAAAAGGCAAUUCAUGGAGAAGAAACCAAGCUGGUCCAAGAGAUCACAGGAGCUCCAGUAUACUGGGUCAGAACUAUCGUGUUUUGACAGACCACGAGUAGCAGACCAUGCAAUGAGCCCAUGUUGCCACUGCCAGCAAGAUCCAUCACAUGUCCGGGGACCUGUUCACCUGAUUCCAUCCCUGUGUUGUGAGGAAACCCGCAGCAUGGAACACAUCUGUAUAUUCCAGUCCCACAGCACCUUGUUUGAGGGCAAUGAAGACCAUGUAGCAGAAAUGAUUCCUACAUAUUUUGGACCUGCUCCACACUCGUCCUGCGGAGAUAUUGCAGAGACUUGGCCCCUGAUGCCGAGCCCUUUUGGCAGAGACAGCGCGUGUGCCUGUGAGUCGUAUCCGGAGCCUCCAGAAGGAGACAGAAACUCUCUGAAUACAGAGAAUGAAGAUGUGAGCGAUAAACACGAGCACCAUGACCAGAGCUAUGAAGAGCCUUCUGCAAACAUGCAAUCUCCCAAACAUCUUGGCUUAUUGGAGUUGGCCUCCUGUCAGGCUGCUGAUGGAACACAGGCAGAUGAAGAGGAAGACUCUGACAAGGAAGAUGAUAAACAGGCCGUCUAAUUGAUCCACUCGUUGUAGCACCAAUUGCAAGUUCAACCAACCAUGAUCAAUUUUCAGGAAGAGGACACGUUACAGGAUGGUUUCCUACUUUAUAGCGCAUAUCUGGAAUGAGGCCGCGUAUAACGAGGCUUGUAUAGAACUGAAGACGCUUGUACCCCGUACACCUUGUGGGACCUGUGCACAGAGCUCCGCCUCCCCAAUGUGUCUCGACCUUACUAAACCCAAAGCGUGAGCAUCAUGCUGAUAAUUAUAAACUUCUGAGAAGUU